Rhodamnia argentea is the source of this 1102-nucleotide messenger RNA. Its product is annotated as cytosolic sulfotransferase 12-like. Lineage: Eukaryota; Viridiplantae; Streptophyta; Magnoliopsida; Myrtales; Myrtaceae. The record is from RefSeq and is a predicted model, not a curated record. Gene Ontology annotation, cellular component: cytoplasm. The transcript has a single exon. Gene Ontology annotation, molecular function: sulfotransferase activity. Gene Ontology annotation, biological process: sulfation. Bases 15 to 1013 code for a protein of 332 amino acids.
UAGCUAGAAAAACCAUGGCUCAAACUCCAUCCAUCCCAAAGUACUUGCAAGAAGAUGACAUCCCUCAAGAAUGCAGAGACCUCAUUCCCUCUCUCCCUCGCGAAGAUGGCUGGGUGGGUAGCUCCCUCCACUUGUACCAAGGCUUCUGGAUCUCCACAAGCCACCUGAAGGGCGUCCUCGCUUGCCAGAGACACUUCCGAGCCCGAGACACUGACAUCCUCCUCAUCACCACCCCGAAGUCCGGCUCCACCUGGCUCAAGGCCCUCCUCUUCGCGCUCCUCAACCGGGCCAAGUUCUCGGGCUCCUCAAAACUGCAGCACCCUCUGCUGCGCCAAAACCCUCACGACCUCCUGCCCUUCCUGGAAUUCCAACUCUACUUCCUGGAAGAUGCUCCCGAUCUCGCCUCUCUCCCGUCCCCAAGGCUCUUCGCCACCCACUUGCCUUAUCAAUCCCUCCCGCAGUCGGUGAGGGACUCCAAGUGCAAGCUGGUGUACCUGUGCAGGAACCCUAAGGACACGUUCAUCUCGCUCUGGCACUUCACCAACAAGGCGAGGCCCAAGGACAAGGGCGACAACUGCCUCCAGGAAUCGCUCGACAAGUUCUGCCGGGGCGUGAGCUUGUGCGGGCCAUACUGGGACCACGUGCUGGGAUACCACAGGGUGAGCUCGGAGAUCCCCGAGAGGGCUUUGUUCUUGAAGUUCGAGGACAUGAAGGAAGAUCCGCACCCUCAGUUGAAGAGGCUGGCUGAGUUCAUGGGGUGUCCGUUCAGUGAAGAAGAGACGAGACAUGGAGCCGUGGAGGAGAUACUGAGGCUGUGUAGCUUCGACAAUUUGAGCGCCCUGGAGGUGAACAAGAGUGGCAAGUUGGCUUCAGGGGAAGAGACGGAAUCCUUCUUCAGGAGAGGCGACGUUGGAGACUGGGUGAAUUUCCUGAACGUUGAGAUGGCCGACAGGAUUGACCAAGUAACGGAAGAGAAGCUGCAUGGUUCUGGGUUGAAGUUUUCGUGCGUAUAGUGCGCACACUCGUUCAAUAAUUUCCGUGGGUUAUGAGUCAGCCCCUUCGAAAUGUUAGGGAAAAAACAGAAAAACAAACGAUUCGUUUG